UGGCCUUGUGAUGCCUUGCACAUGGAGUGUCUGGAAAAAAAGAAACAUAAAGACCUAAAGGUCCAGAUAGGACCAGCAAGUUUUCCUGAAAACACGGAGGCCGAAAGUUGACCAAGUAGGGGCCCACACUGUGUGCAGUCCUGUACGGUGUGCAUGCAGUCCCCUGCUGGUGCACUGGGUGGUCCUGGACAUUCAUAGACGGGACAGAACCGGAUCGGACUUCCUUGUUUUGGGAUUGCAGGGAAGGGCGUGUUCAUCGCCGUUUUAGGUGCAGCCAGUGUCUGACACACCAAACCCGACCUUGAUAGCGCUGUGAUGGCACAGGGAUUCCUGUUGGCCGAAAGAAGCAUCGCCGAAUGCGAGCGUCGGCAUCUCGACGCGGAUGCCGAAAGACGGAAAAGACGGUGGGUCCGACUCACUAACAUAUAUAACCUCCGACUCACGUUACAUGGGCCACCUGUGUGUAAAGGACAAUGGUUUUCACAGCUCAUUUCCCAUCAUUUUCCACUUCCAUGUUAGUGAGUAGGAGUGUAAACGAUCAUAAACUGGCCCCUUGGGGACCUCCUUGCCUCCUUGAUGGGGGGCAACAUACCCUGCAUUGCCGAGCUGGCAAUGCUCGCACGCGUUGUAAGACUCGAAACCUGUUGCCGACAGACCCGCAAAUCAUACGAAGCAAAGUGAUCCUCAAGUAGCUUAGUCAGAGGCACCCGAGGCAUCACAGAAGGUGGCUAGCAGGCGAUGCACAGGCCAAAACUUGGAAAGCUUGCUGGUGAGGACACCUAGCAGGAACAUAGCGAAUCGGCUCGUUGCCAUGUGAUCAGGCUGGCGGGUACCCAAAAACAGCCUAUUGGUUUUGGACAAACGGACAGCUUAAGCUGCAAGCUUGACCCACUGCAACCAUCCUGAAGGCACUCUGCUGGGGGAUGCAAAGCGGCCUCAAAUGGCAACCCCUAAAUCAUAAAGCGCAACAUUUGGCUGAUGACUUGUGAUGUACAAGUGGAAAAGUUUUGGUUUGAACAACAUUUGGUUUAUAGCAGACAAACAUACUUACACAACUUCACGUCCCAAGCAUUCUGCCCCAUUUAUGGCUCAAGAAACAGAGGGGGGAUUGCUCGGCUUAGAUCUUUGACGUGUGAAUCAUGGUGCAGAUGAUUAUGAUUGACCCAGCAGAGUACCAGCAGCAACGAAGAGAGCAGCUGCAGGAAUUCUUGUCUAGACAUGGAUUCUCCGAUGUUAAUAGCCCAGCUUGUGAUUCUCAUGGCAGUGUUCGUUUUGAGGCACUUUCUCCACUGCAAGUGGCCCACCAAACAGGCAACACGGAGAUGGCAGAGAUACUCCUUGAAGCGGGUGCCAAACGUCCACGCGGAUUGAAGGAUUUCGGUGUGACUUUGGGUUUGCGCAGUGCCUUGAGUUUCAUGUCCCGAUCAUCCGUUGAAUCGCAGGAGGAACUCAGGGAGUGGAGACCUUCAAAAUCUUGUUUGAAACGAGCAAGCAGCUGGGAGAUUGACGAGGAUGCGAUCCAAACAGUUCUGCUUUAGGAUCCCACAUAGUUCCUUAGACACCUGCAGGUAUAAUACCUCAGGUCUUGCUACCUCUUGCGGAGAGCAUACCAGGUGCUCGCUGCAAGAUGCUAGAGCAUGCUUAAAGAUCCAACUAGAUCCGAGCAGCAAAGAUGGUCUUGCAAGAUGGUGCUUGCUACUCCUUGAUGUCGGUGCCAGAUGUUGAAAAUGAGCAAAGUCUCGCACCGUGUUUCAGUUGGGUACCUUGUGCCCACUUAGUUUCCAAGUUAUCCCUCAAAGCCGUCUUGCAAAGAGCAUGCUAGGUGCUCCUUGCAGGACGGUACUAUAUACGUGACUCCUAGGAUACUCCUAGGUUUGUUAUGUUUGGCUCUUAGCUUUCAAGACUGCAUGCGUGUGCACCAGUUUGGGCACCUGGUCCAGCCAUGUGCACAUGCAGCAGGGAUUGGGUCACGCAAGUUUGGACGCCUGGUCCGGCAACUUAGUUGCAAGGCUUGCGAUGGCAGCAAGACAUGGCAUAGUGAACUUUGCAAGCAAA
Messenger RNA from Durusdinium trenchii, 2055 nucleotides. The record is from the annotation of a GenBank genome assembly. Lineage: Eukaryota; Dinophyceae; Suessiales; Symbiodiniaceae.